CACAACAACAACAAAUCCUAAUUUAGUGGGUUUUAUUAUCGCCUCUUCCUCUCAUCUUGUAAGAGUUCAGAAGACUGCGGUGGCUGCAGUAACUCGUGAUAUAACCGGAAGAGGAAAACCGAGCGUUUUACCGUCUUGGCCACGUUGAUCUUUCCAUCUCGUCCCCUCGGGGGUGUUUUUCACUGCUCGGUUUCACCGCCUUCUAAUCCGCCUAUUUAAACGCCACCGUAGCAACCGCGGUGAUUGACAGCCGGACAUAUCCACUUAGGGGGACGUCACUAUCUUUCGCGGUCGUGUAAACCAACCAAUAUCUUUCUCCUGAUUUCACGGAGCAUUUAUAUUGGUCCAGCGGUUUAGUAUUUUAAACCAAUUACGUUGUUUGUAAAACCAGAGGACACGUCACUUAGAAACGUUCUGACGUCACCCGGUGUUUUUUUUUUUUUUUGUUCCCUCCCUUUGCGGUGCGCGUGACCGCGCAUGCGUAAAAUCUACCUCUAUUUUGAUGGAUAGGCGCUUGUCCAAUCAGAUUUAGUGUUUGGGGGGGAGGAAGGGGAGGGGCCGGAUCGCGGAUUUUUUUACUUUUUUUUCCCCGUUUGUUUUGAUCGACAAAUGUUUCGUUCAAUCGGUUUCUGCUUCGUACACCGGUUGGACAGAUUGAUGGCGCCGCGGUGCUUGUUAUUAUUCUGUGUUUAAGAUGCUAGCGGGUUUUAUCCUAUAGCUGUGCGGAGACGGGGAGGGAGUUAGCGUUACUAAGGCCAGUCUUGUGUCCGGUAUAAGGGAAUAACAGUAUGGUGCCUUAACGGUGGUUUGUUUACCUGGCGAAGGAAAUGACUUGGAACAAACAACAGCCCUUAUCUAUAUUCACUUGUACAAAACCAACUCUGCUAUUUUUUACUUUGAGCUUGGCAUGUAAAUAGUUUAUGUACUGAUGUGCCAUUGUUACAAAUGGAAAGGGAUUUUCACUUUGGGAACGUGAGCAUAUCCCUAGUGCUCAUGUUGUUUUUAAGGGCUCUGACUGGGACGUCUCCAACUCUGAGUUUUACCACCGGGAGAGAGCCUCAAACCGCAGCCGCUCUGGGGUCACACACAGCCGGGGAGGAUGGAAACCAAGGGGUGUUGGUGGAACGGGGCUUGGAAAGUAUCCGUGGUCCUCUUCCGGGUGUUAUCGGGGACGUGACCGUGGAGGAUCAUGACGAUGAGAACGGGGCGACCGGGAACGGUGAGGAGUCGUACGGAGAAAGUGAUGAAAACAUCAGACCGAAACGCCCUCUGGUGAUCAUCAGUACUCUGGACGGUCGUAUCUCAGCUCUAGACCCCUACAACCAGGGACGCAAACAGUGGGACCUGGACGUAGGGUCAGGAUGUCUGGUCUCAUCCAGCCUCAGCAAACCAGAGGUGUUUGGUAAUAAGAUGUUCAUCCCGUCGUUGGACGGAGCGCUGUUCCAGUGGAAUAGAGACAGGGAGAGCAUGGAAGCUGUUCCCUUCAGUGUCGAGUCUCUCCUGGAGUCGUCCUUUCGCAUUGGGGACGACACGGUCCUGGUGGGGGGCAAGAGUCUCACGAGCUACGGUCUGGGAGCCUACAGCGGCAAGCUGAGGUAUAUCUGCUCAGCGGUUGGCUGUAGCCGCUGGGGGGAGGAGGAAACGGAGCCUGAGGAUGUGUUGCUGCUGCAGAGAACCCAGAAGACUGUCAGGGCCGUCCGACCACGCUCCGGCUUGGAGAAGUGGAACUUUAGCGUGGGGAGCUUUGAGCUGAGGUUUGUUCCCGAAAAACAGCUGACCAGCAACUUCCUGGAGGGAGAGAUGGCGAGCGGCGAGGCCAUGUGGAAGGAAGAGCAGAGGAGCAGUGGGCAGAAGGUUAUCAUGGAGGAGACCACAGACAACCACAGACACACGCACACUGACACACCCGGGUCUGGGAUACCAGACCUAGUCAUCAAGGUCUCUGUUCCUGACUGGAAGGUGAUGGCCUUCAGCACCCAGCCUGGAGGAAAGCUGGUCUGGGAACAGCAGUUCUGCACGCCCAUAGCCUCUGCCUGGUUGGUUGGCGGAGGGAAGGUAACGGCCAUCAGCCUGUUUGAUGACACGCCUUACAGCAGUCGUCCUGAUGCGGAGGAGCAGCAGGAGGAGGAGGACGAGGACAUUAUGGAGGCGGCACGUGGAGCUAUGGAGUCCAGCGUAUACCUGGGUAUGUAUCAGGGCCAGCUGUACCUGCAGUCGUCCGUCAAGAUCUCAGAAAAGUUCCCAUCUAAAGCCCUAAACGGGCCCGGACCAGACCCGGACAACAUCCCAACCAUCAGAUGGAAACCCCUCAUACAUUCUCCAUCUCGGACUCCUGUGCUGGUUGGUUCUGAUGAGUUUGAUAAGUGUCUGAACAACGACAAGUUCUCUCAUGAAGAAUACAGCAACGGCGCUCUGUCAGUCCUGCAGUACCCGUAUGACAACGGGUACUACUUCCCGUACAGUAAGCGUUACCGUGGGCGACGCGGCGUGGCGGAGGUGUCUCUGCUGAAGGAUGGCGGUGCGGCGGUAGAGAGGAGGAGGAAGGAUCCGGUCCUGUUACUGCCUUGGUGGAAAGAGAUCCUAGGGACCAUGGUGUUCUGUAUCGCUGCUACCACCUAUAUAGUCAGGAAGUUCUUCCACCCCACUGCCCCGGUCGAAUACGUACGGCAACGCAAGGAGUCGGAGACUCAGUGUCAGACCGACAGCAAGUAUGACCUUGAGGUGGCCGAACCCAAAGAGACUGUUGUCAUGGAGAUCCGCCCCAGUGAAUACGUAUCCAGGUACCUGACAGACUUUGAGCCCGUUCAGUGUUUGGGUCGAGGAGGGUUUGGUGUCGUGUUCGAGGCUCGGAACCAGGUGGACGACUGUAACUAUGCCAUCAAGAGGAUACGACUUCCCAACAGAGAGCUAGCCAGGGAGAAGGUGAUGAGAGAGGUGAAGGCUCUGGCCAAGCUGGAACAUCCAGGGAUCAUCCGGUACUUCAACGCCUGGCAGGAGAGCCCUCCAGAGGGCUGGCAGGAGGGACAGGACCAGCGCUGGCUGGAGGAGAGCACUACCGACUGGCCACUGAGCUCCCCCGACCACAUGGAGGUGCUGUCUGUCAAAGUGCCCAUCUCUUCCGUCUCCAGCCCUGUGAGUUCUGCGUCUGGCUUGGACGGGGCCUUCAUGACUGACCACGACCAAUCCAUGCUCUCCAGAUCUGCAGGCGGGGCCAUGGGAUUUGGCUGCGGGGCUAUGGACUUCAGAGUCGGGACUGAUCUCCCCUUCCCCCUGCCAAUUGGUCAGGACAGUAUGAUGUCAGAGCUGGAUAGCCAACCAGACCCGGAGGCCUCGACUUCUGACACGCCCCACUCCUUUGAGCUAUGCCCCCCCCGCGGCCCAAGCGACUGCACCUCAUCCUCCUUUGACAUCGUGUUCGAGGACUCGGGCUGCGACCGUGACGCCGACCCUGACCCUGAGGUCAUGACCCCCUCAGAAGCCUCCGUAUUGGCCAAUACCCCACUCACUGAGAAGGCUAGCUCCUCCUCCUCCCACACCAGAAGAACCGACCCUUUCCCCGUACCCGUCCCACCCUCCUCCCCCUCCAUCCCUCCCUCCUCCUCCUCUCCUCCACGCCCCACCUCCCUCUGCCUGGCCCCAAGCCCCUCCCGGACCCCCCCAACCCUGAGGCCCCAGCCUUCUCCUAAGGUGUACCUGUACAUUCAGAUGCAGCUGUGUCGUAAAGACACCUUAAAGGAUUGGAUGUCUCAGAGAUGUCUGCCUGAACACAGGGAACGUUCUCAGUGUCUGGGCAUAUUUCUGCAGAUCUCUGAGGCCGUUCACUUCCUCCACAGCAAGGGCCUGAUGCACAGAGACCUCAAGCCCUCCAAUAUCUUCUUCACAGUGGAUGAUGUGGUGAAGGUUGGAGACUUUGGUCUGGUGACAGCCAUGGACCAGGAAGAGGAUGAGGAUGAUUCAGGACCCCUAACUCCCAUGCCCAGCUACGCGCGUCACACUGGACAAGUCGGCACCAAACUAUACAUGAGCCCAGAGCAGUUGUCUGGUGACUUGUACUCUCACAAAGUGGAUAUCUACUCUCUGGGUCUGAUCCUGUUUGAACUGCUCUGUCCCUUCAGGACACAGAUGGAGAGAGUCAGAACUCUGACUGAAGUCCGAGGGCUACAGUUUCCUGCUGUCUUCGCCAAGAACAACGUCCAGGAGCUGGGCAUGGUCCGCAGCAUGUUGUCCCUGAACCCGGCGGAGCGUCCUGAGGCUGCUGACAUCACGGAGGAGCCUCUGUUUCAGGAACUGGAAGUCCCGUGUCGCCUGGCGGUCCGACAACGAUCCCGGACAUACAGCGCCUCGUCAGCCGGAUGGCCUGCGCGCACCUCUAUUGCCUCUUCCUGAACACACACGCAAACACACACACACACACACACACACACACACACACACACACACACACACACACACACACACACACACACGCCAGUCACCCCCUGUUCCCCCAUUCCCAGUCUAAUGCCAGACAGAACCACCUUCUCCCUCUUACACACCACCAAAGAGACCCUGUAGGACAUCUCUCUCACAUCGUUCCCAUCGGUAACCCUUCUACAGUAACCCUUCUACAGUAACCCUUCUCUCACACUGUUUGUUCAUUCAAUCUCUCCCUCGUGUUGAACCCUGUUGAAUCCUGUUGAAUCCUGUAACCAUAUCAACCAUAUCUAGAUGACACCUUGUUCUAACAUGAACUGUCCUUAACAACUGGUAACUAGUACUGGUAACUAGUACUGACAACUAGUACUGAGAACUGGAGACUGAGAUGCCUGAUUUGGGAGAAAAACCCUUUUCCUGUUUGUUCUGUUAAAGGUGAUUUAAAUGCAUUGCUUAGGCCUUAGGAGGUUUGUGAGGUGUUAACUGCCUUGGACCAGGAGACCUGCUCUGAACUCCUCUACUAGAAUGAAUGAAUGAAUGGUGCUGGGUCAUGUUUCUAUAGCAUGGUUACGAUGGGGAUCACAGGGCUGUCCGGGACUAACAAAUCCUCACGCUUUUCUUUUUUGUUGUUGUUGUUGUUGUUGUAAAUGUAGAAAGUCAAAUCUGUUUAAGUUGCUAGCCAGAGCAGGACAAUAAUUUUCCAAAAUGUUCUCCCUGCCAAUGUUUUGUAAAUAAGUAAAAAAAAAAAAAAUGCAAAUGAUUGUAUGUUGUUAAAAAGAGAAGGUGUGGUCACACCUGUGUAUAUACUGACUGAGACUGUAAUACGGUUCCAUUGCUUUGUGAAUGGCACUGACAGAAUGAAGCACUAUGAUGUCCGAUGAUGGUAGAGAGAUGACAGCUGCACUUUAUUGCUAGCUUCAAUGUGAUCUGAUCUCUUAAGCCCGGAGGAUACUGUGUCAUAGACAUUGUUCUUUCUAUCUAAGAAAUAGAAUGGAGAGUCAUUUUGUAUUUCUAAGAUAACUGUCACCUAGUGCCAGAUUCAAUCCGAUCACAUUCGGUCCGCUCUGCACGUUUUAAAGGCAAUAUUCCCAUGUUUGCGUAGGCCACAUUCACGGAAAACGCUCCGUAUGUUUAUUUAUUUUAUUUUUUUAAUAUUUUUUUUCACCUUUAUUUAACCAGGUAGGCCAGUUGAGAACAAGUUCUCAUUUACAUGUUGUCAUCUCAUGUUGGCUUGAUUAGAACUUGCCUUUAAAUGUCAAUUGCUCUAUAAUGCGGAUCUCUCCGCAGUCUGUAUUUCAUUUAGGCCCUGAACAAGAAUGAACUGAUUCUAAGUUAAGGAGGACCUCCCAACAACAUGUUGGACCUGACAGCUUUCAUUAUGUGAUAAACACCAUGUUUUCUCCUCUGGACAGGAGAGCAGUGCUUUAGAAAAGUCUUAUGAAGUCCUUGUUACUCUUAUCACUGAUAAUUGUAAUGUACUAUAAUUAUUGUUUUAUCAAUUGUGCUUUUUCUAAUGAUUUUUUGACAGGCUUUUUUUAUAUAUAUAAUCCUGCAAGCUUUUUUGAUUACUGUAAAUUUUGUCUUUGACUGAAGAAGCUGAUAAAUUUACAACAGCAGAGAUCUGGUUCUGUUGUGUGGAGAUGUUGAGUAGAGAUGACAGAGAGUCUGCUGAGGUAGAUCUGGUUCUGUUGAGUGGAGAUGACUGAGAGUCUGCUGAGGUAGAUCUGGUUCUGUUGAGUAGAGAUGACAGAGUCUGCUGAGGUAGAUCUGGUUCUGUUGAGUAGAGAUGACAGAGAGUCUGCUGAGGUAGAUCUGGUUCUGUUGAGUGGAGAUGUUGAGUAGAGAUGACAGAGAGUCUGCUGAGGUUUGGUCAAAAUAAAAUCACUUAUUUUUGAUUUUUUUUAUAACCCAAACUGGGUUGAACCAAAUGGAACCAAUAAGGCUGAAACAACAGGGAGGGACCUAGCUGAACUUGUCCAAUAAAACUCUGGUUUUCCAUUGCAAAACGUUUUGUUACGGUGUGCACUAAGGAAUACACCCCUGGUUUAAAUGUUCUAGAUGUUCUAGAAUGUUCUAGACUAGAUCAAGUUCUUACAGUUUAUAACCUUUUUUCCUUUGACCUACUGUAUCCGAGUCCCAGCAAAGGGGGUUGUUUUAUUUGUAUUCAUGUUUUAUGGACUAUAUGAAGGAAUUACCGUUCUCUGACUUUACCUUCAAACUCUGAGAACAUCUGCGCAAGUACCUAAAUUGUAUUUCUGUCUGUCUGCAAUCGAGAGUAUCCAAGACCUUUAGAUAAUACUGUCAUCUCUGCUUUUAGUUCUAGAGGUAGUGUUAUAAAUGACAACUAUAGUUGAAUUAGUUUAUAAGAUAGUUAUCUAACGGAUAUUAAGUUUUUCUGUCUCUUCCACCCUCCUCUCCUUUCUUCUUCUCUCCUCUCUUCUUCUCUCCUCUCUUCUUCUCUCCUCUCUUCUCUCCUCCCUUCUUCUCUCCUCUCUUCUUCUCUCCUCUUCUUCUCUCCUCUCUUCUUCUCUCCUCUCUUCUCUCCUCU
Molecule: messenger RNA, 6961 nt
Organism: Salmo salar (Atlantic salmon)
Lineage: Eukaryota; Metazoa; Chordata; Actinopteri; Salmoniformes; Salmonidae
Gene: eif2ak3
Product: eukaryotic translation initiation factor 2-alpha kinase 3
Biological process (GO): eiF2alpha phosphorylation in response to endoplasmic reticulum stress
Cellular component (GO): cytoplasm; nucleus
Molecular function (GO): protein binding; eukaryotic translation initiation factor 2alpha kinase activity; ATP binding
Source: RefSeq, a predicted model, not a curated record